Molecule: messenger RNA, 609 nt
Organism: Didymodactylos carnosus
Lineage: Eukaryota; Metazoa; Rotifera; Eurotatoria; Philodinida; Philodinidae
Source: the annotation of a GenBank genome assembly
AUGAACAGGGUACAUAUACGUUUAUAUUUAGAACGCGAUAGUCUAAUAUCAGAUGAAGUUAAAUCUUAUUUUAUAUUAGAACGUUUACCAGAUCAAUUGGCACCAUCGCCUAAUGGAACAUUUAAAAUCAUUGGUCGUUUAUUACCACGGUCAUUACCAUAUUCAAACGGAUCUUAUCGAAUUGAAAUAACAGUUCCUUGUGCCUUUCCAUUUGCAUGUCCAAUAGUAAAAUUUUUAACGCCCUUACAUCAUAUAGCAUUGGACUGUUCAUCGUUUGUUGUAAAAGAAUGUUGUUGUUGUGUUCUUGGUGCUUGGUCACCAUCAUAUAAAAUUAGUGCUUGGAUUAAACGACAUGUUGAUCUAAUUGACAACAUUGAGCUAUGUGGUGAUCAUGUACGGAUGGAUAUCGAUCGUGAAAAAGUGAAUGAAGAAACGAAAGAAUAUGUUGCAAAAUAUGCAUUACCAAGAAUAUUAUAUACUCAAGUUCAUUCAUUAAAAUCACUAUCAAAACAAUUGAUUCAAACAGUGAAUCAAAAGAAUAGAACAUUACUCGAACAGCAGUUGCCACCGACACUAAUGAAAUAUGUUAAUGAAAAAGAUGACUUAUAA